UUAUAGGUACCUACUUAUGUCAGAUUUUAUUCGUUCGUGACAUGGGGCGAUACCGUUACCAUGGUAACGGCGUCACAACAAAUCGAUCUGAUAAGGUACCCGUUGAAGCAAAGGAAGCAUACGAUUUAGUCAUAGACUUAAUAUAUACUAUGGGUUUAGUCAACAGUUGUGUUAAAUAUUUAUUGUAUUUCUAUCAAUAGAAAUUUCCAGUGCUAAAAAUGAUCACAUCACGGUACGACGCGACACCUCCGCGGACGGCGAAAGUGAUCGAUGACGAAGACGACCUAUAUUCGGGGUUUAAUGAGGUGGCUCCCGCCCUGGACACGCGAAACCUUCGGGACGACCAGGCCUUUCAACAGGUCCUUCGCACGGCGGGCAUCGGCAGACCGGCUACCAACCGACUCGGGACAGGGAUAUUCCGUGUAGGCACGGUGAGCGUGCGCGGCGCAUCUCGUGCCGGCACGGCGGCGCGGCCGGUGACGGCGGUGCGGGCGGCCGGCUACACCUCCUCCGCUAAGCACUUCGCCGGCAGGGAUAGCAAGAAGGAGGAAACAAUCGAAGACAAGAUAAAACAAAUGGAGCUCAAGAUCAUGACUCUGGUAGAAGAGUCUUGUGUGUUGAGUGCACAGAAGCAACAGGGAGGUGAAAAUGAGAGUAAAAGAGAGAGUGAUUUGAGCCAAGCUCUCGCCAAGGCACAAGAGGCUUCGACGCUGGAACGUCAGCUCAUCAGAAUGCAGGAGCAGGCCAAUAUGGGAGACUCUCAUAACCUGGAUCUCACGUUUGCAGUUCUAUGUAACUUGGCCGAUCAGUAUGCUCUCAACGAAAUGUACGCUGAAGCGCUCAACACUUACCAGCUGUUGACGAGAAACAGAUUGUUCCCACAUGCUAAUAGACUGAAGGUAAACAUGGGUAAUAUUUAUUUCAAAAUGGGAGAACACCCAAAGGCGUUGAAACUGUAUCGAAUGGCGUUAGAUCAAACGCCGACCGCGGAAAAAGACCUUAGGAUGAAAGUGAUGCACAACAUUGGUCUGCUACUGGUGCGCAUGGGCAAGUUUCGAGACGCGGUCACGAAUUUCCAGCAUAUUAUGCAGGAACAAGGGGAUUUUCAAACAGGGUUGCACCUGGUGCUGUGCUCGGUUGCCCUGGACGACGUGGAGGGGGGGAAGGCCGCCUUCCACGCCAUGCUCGACGUAGAACCGCCCACGUACCAUCACGACAUAGCUAUCGAUGAUGAGGAGGACGCAUUCGAGUGCGUGGUCCGCGACGUGGUGCGGGGUGACCGGCUGUCGGCGUGGUCGCGCGCCGCCGCCGCCCGCGCCGACACCUGCCUCGUGCGCGCCGCCGCCGCACUCGCCCGACCCACUGACGCGCCCGGCGGGCCAUCGUGGUGCGUGGAAGCCCUGCGCGGCUACUCCGGCGGUGGUGCGGGCGCCCGCCUGGAGCUCGGAAGCGCGCUCGCGGCGCUGCGCAGCGCUGCCGGUACCACUGGGACCACCGGCUAUACCAGCGCCAGCAACGGUGCCAUGGCGGCCGGCACCAAGGCGCUGCAGCGCUUGAAAGCGGUCGCCCGGGCCCAUCCAGACGACCGGAUACUGAGGGCUGAGGCUAACGCAGAUGCUGCUUUUGUUGCCUUUGCUUUGGGCAGAUGGUCCGAAUCCCAAUCGUUGAGCGAAGCGGCCGCCCGCGACGACCCGUACUCGUGUGUGGCGCGAGUGACCGGCGCGCUCGCCAGUCUCGCCGCCGCGGUACGAGGCCCCAGUGACCGCGGGUCUAUGGAGCGAAGCGACAGCGUGAGCAGCGCCACGGAGCGCCGCAGUGCGGGUCGCAGCGCCGGCCGCAGCGCGACACAGCGCAGUAGUGCGGAUCGUAGCGCGCUAGAUGUCGAUCACAGUGUGAUCGAACGCAAUGCGCUCGAGUCCGCCGCCGAGCAGCUCACCGCCGCGUCCCAUCUCGAUCCCACUGAUCUAGUCGCUAUGUAUGAUACCGCGCUAGUGCUAGAGCAGUGCGGCGCGGCGGAGGGUGCGAGCGCGCGUUUGUCACGCGUGCGUGGCGCGGCGGGCGGCACGCUGCGGGCGCUGUCGGCGGCCGCGCUCGCUCGCCUCGCCGCCGCCAGCCCUGAACCUGACGCGCUCGCCACCGCCGAGCACUGGUACAGCAUGAUCGGGAACUGGGACGCGAGCGUGACGUGCGCGCUGGCGCAGCUGCACGCGGACGCCGGCGACGCGCACGCAGCCAAACAUCACUACCAGGACGUGGAGGCGGUGUGGCCGUGCGACGUACGCGCGCUGCGGUGGCUGGCGGGCGAGGCGCCGCCCGACGAAGCGUUGCAGUACUACCGCCGCGCCGCGCGACUGCAGCCGGACAAUCCGCAAUGGGGUCUGCUGAUGGGCGGGUGUCUGCGAGCGAGCGGCCGCUACCAAGAAGCCCUCGCUCUCUACAAGAACCUCAACUCCCGGUUCCCCGAUAAUGUUCACUGUCUGAAGCUAAUCGUGAAGCUGUGCGGAGACCAGGGCCUGUCGGAGACCAGCGCCUGGAGCCGCGAGCUGCAGCGAGCACAGGCGCGGGCCAAGCAGCACGAGAGAACGGCGGCGUCGGUUGGCAGCGGCUCAUCCGGUGCGAGCCAGUCUCCGGUCGACAGAACCAGGGGUGGUUCCAGUGAACUACGGAUGGCGACAGCUUCGAAACGGCCGGCUAGUAGAACGAGCGGCAGCUCCGCGGCUCACACUUAUUCAGAAAACUACCAAGAAUCUAUGCAGCCAGUAUCGAGACCUCUACAGCGAUCGCAGAGCAGAAAGAAGACUGAGGAUUUCGACGACGACCUACCACUCCCACCCGAAUAGGUACAGUUACGAAUAACGAUUACUUGUCAAAACGUUUGUAAUGAAUAAAACAUCGGUAAAGAAUAGGCAUAUCAUUGAUAUUCGUUUGAAAUAUAAACAUGUUUCGCA
Molecule: messenger RNA, 2948 nt
Organism: Aricia agestis (brown argus)
Lineage: Eukaryota; Metazoa; Arthropoda; Insecta; Lepidoptera; Lycaenidae
Gene: nompB
Product: intraflagellar transport protein 88 homolog
Exons: 19
Coding region: 219-2840 (873 amino acids)
Biological process (GO): intraciliary transport; non-motile cilium assembly
Cellular component (GO): non-motile cilium; centriole; ciliary base
Molecular function (GO): kinesin binding
Source: RefSeq, a predicted model, not a curated record